AAAUUAAAGUCAGCAAAUUGGAGGUGUGCGAUUUCCAUUUAUGAACGCAGUUUUACCAUUGAGAAUAUGGCCAUACUAGGAAUUAUUUUAUAUUGACCGGAAAUGCGUGUUACAAUUUCAAUUCAUCAAUAUUCAAUAUACCAAUAUCAUCAUGCGUAUCAAUGGGAAAUUGUUACUCAUGGAGUUGCUAUAUAUAUAGAUAGAUAGAUAGAUUUAUGAUACCGUAGCAUUCUCCCAUAGAAUUUGAAUGGCUGUGAAAAUUGUAGAGAGCCACACCGUGUCGCCGUCUUCCGGCGAGCAUACGCUGCUCCCACUCUUAUAUUUCGACUUGAUAUGGCUCGACUUCGUUCUCACCGAGUCUUUCUAUGUGUACCCCCUCAAAUGCUCCGAAUCUCGUUUCUUGGAAACCAUAGUCGUCAAUCUCAUACAUUCAUUAUCUCUCACUCUCAAACAUUUCCUUCCACUUUCAUCCAAAAUCAUCUUCCCCCUCUCCUCCGCCGCCAUGCCCGUUUCCCGCUACACCAACGGCGACUCCGUCUCCCUCACAAUCGCCACAUCGGAUGAUGACUUCUCCUACGUAGCGUCCAACCGUCCCAAGGCUGCGGACGGACUCCACCAUCUGGUCCCACAAAUGCCGGCGGCCGUAUACUCCUCCGACGUCAUCAAAUUCAGCGCCCUCGCUAUUCAGCUCACCUUGUUUCCCAACCAAGGGAUCUGCAUCGGCUUCACACACCAUCACUCCAUUUGCGAUGCCAUCACUUUCUCCGCCUUCGUCCACACCUGGGCUUCCAUCAACAAAUCCAACGUCAUCAAAUAUCUGCCUUUCUACGGCCGAGAUUCCGUUCAAGAUUCGGGAAAACUAACCAUAGCCCAAUGGAACCAAAUGAAGGCGAAUAGGCCGACGGUUUCACCAACUCUUCCGUUGCCUUCAGAUAAAGUCCGAGCAACAUUCCACCUAACUGAUUCCCAAAUCGACAAGCUCAAGAGCUGGGUUGCGAUCAAGAAACCUUCCAUAGGCCGACCCUCUUCUUUCGUGGUGGCGUGCGCUUAUCUCUGGAGCUGCCUGGCCAAGUCGGAGGUGGACAAUGACGACGAUGAUGAGACACAAUACUUAUGCUCUCCGGUUAAUUGCCGUGGGCGGCUUGAUCCGCCCCUUCCGGAGAACUACUUCGGCAAUUGCUCGAUCCAAUUAAUUGCAGCUUUAAGCCAUGGAACACUGAAAGGGAAUGAUGGGUUUGUGGCUGCUGCGGAGGCAGUGGCGGAUGCUGUUAAAAUUGCUGUGAAAAGCACAAGAGUGUCGGAGUUCUAUGAGAAUCGAUCGGAAAUAUUCUCGAAAUUGAGCGGAAAGAGGGUGGUUUGGGUUGCAGGAUCAUCAAAGAUUGAUCAUUGUGGUGCAGAUUAUGGAUGGGGGAGAGCUGUUAAGUAUGAAUGCGUGCAUACAGACUUUAACGGAGCAGUUCAUCUUUGUAAGGGCAGACAAGGUGGAAUCGACAUGGGCUUCUCAAUGCCUAAACCUAACAUGUUUUCUUUCACCUCUAUCUUCAACAAAUACUUAUUCAUCAAUUCCAAUUUGUAAUUUUUCUAUUAAUUUUCCAAUUCAACUAAAAUUAUUUCCAUGAAUAAUCAACCAACUGCUUUAGCGCUCCCAAUCUCCAUCAUCUCCAGUAGCCUACAUAGGGCUCAAUUUCUGGUGCAGGUUCUAGCGAGAGAAAUCUGUAAAUCAAACAACCUUCAUAUUCGCUCGAAACAUAUAUAGUUAUAAAACCCAACUUCAUCUAUACUUGUACUCCCUUAUUCCACUCUAGCUAAGUGACACAUUUUAUUUUUUUUUGAA
Messenger RNA from Salvia splendens (bonfire salvia), 1834 nucleotides. RefSeq names its product anthocyanidin 3-O-glucoside 6''-O-acyltransferase. Lineage: Eukaryota; Viridiplantae; Streptophyta; Magnoliopsida; Lamiales; Lamiaceae. Bases 248 to 1576 code for a protein of 442 amino acids. The record is from RefSeq and is a predicted model, not a curated record. The transcript has a single exon.